GCAGAGAUGGAGUUCCUGCAGAAUCAUCACACGGUGAACACCGCCGAGUCGCCGUACACCCUCGGCACAGGUUCGGUAGGAAGUAUCGAGGCGACGAUACCUUCCGGCCUCUGUACAGGAUCCCUCGGGGUGUUGUCCGGCGAGGACGGUCUAACGGACAAUCAGAACGAGGAGGCCCUGGGCGCUCUGCAGGGAACCCUCCGGCUCCAGGACCUGCAGAACUCGCCGGAUGACAUAGGCGGCGCCGAUCAGAGCCAACAGAUCCAGAGUUCCGGUCAGAACCAGGUCGUCAGCGAGUUCGGUGCGAGCUUCUGGGUCGACGACAUGGCCGGCUUCCCGUUGCCGCCCCUCGACUUGGACCCGCUGCCGCCUGGUCUCUUCAGUCCCUGUUCGGGGACUUACAAUUGGGGGUGUACCAGAGGAGAAUGCGCGCCGAGGACGGGCAACGGGACCGGCGAGGGCGUCGCGGACGUGCUGCUGUCGCUGAAACACGCGGUGGUCCAUCCGGGGAGUCCCACGGGCGGAUACUACUCGACCGGCGGAUCCGGUCAUCAUUACACGCAGGAUUACACGCAAAACCUCGGUCCGCCGAUGCCGCCCACACACUACGCGUCCACUCCGGCCAUGUCGGUGAACGUCUCCAUGAACAUGACGAUGAACAUGAACAUGCACUCCGGGUACGAGCAGAGCUAUUCGUCGGCGUGGGGCGUGGAGCCCCUGCUAAGUCCCGCCCAGCAGUAUAAUCCCGUCGAGCAACAGACGAGGGUGAAUCAACCCCCGGCCAAUAGCCUGAUCGGCACCGGCACCCAUCCUCAUUCUCAUCCCCCGGCGCACGGCCAUUCCAGGUUGCAAUUGUCCGGCGAGCAUGCGCUAUGCAUAGGCGCCUCCGGGAACCCGGUCGCGAACGACGACAAUGGCAGACCGAAUUUGUGCAGGAUCUGCGGGAAAUCGUAUGCCCGGCCCAGCACCCUGAAGACACAUCUCCGGACGCAUUCUGGGGAGAAACCGUUUAGAUGUCAUGCGUGUUCAAAGGCAUUUAGUCAAGCGGCGAAUCUUACGGCCCAUGCGAGAACUCAUUCUGGGGAAAAACCGUUCCGUUGUCCAGUAUGUGAUCGAAGAUUUUCACAGAGCAGUUCCGUAACUACGCAUAUGAGAACGCAUUCGGGAGAACGUCCAUACAGAUGUCGAUUCUGCAAGAAAGCCUUCUCGGACAGUUCAACGUUAACGAAACACCUGCGCAUUCAUUCUGGCGAAAAACCAUACCAGUGCAAGCUAUGCCUGCUGAGGUUCAGUCAGAGCGGCAAUCUGAACAGGCAUAUGAGAGUUCAUGGUGGUUCUCUGACGUGA
Molecule: messenger RNA, 1347 nt
Organism: Dufourea novaeangliae
Lineage: Eukaryota; Metazoa; Arthropoda; Insecta; Hymenoptera; Halictidae
Product: protein glass-like
Exons: 6
Coding region: 7-1347 (446 amino acids)
Cellular component (GO): nucleus
Source: RefSeq, a predicted model, not a curated record